This is a messenger RNA of Leptomonas pyrrhocoris, 3333 nucleotides long. RefSeq lists its product as hypothetical. Gene Ontology annotation, molecular function: protein binding. Bases 319 to 3333 code for a protein of 1004 amino acids. The transcript has a single exon. NCBI's taxonomy places the organism in Eukaryota, Euglenozoa, Kinetoplastea, Trypanosomatida, Trypanosomatidae. The record is from RefSeq and is a predicted model, not a curated record.
AGCGCUCGUGUCUAAUUUCCACCCUUUUGGUGUGUGUGUGUGUGUGUGUGUGUGUGUGCAUAUUUCUGUUGUUGGUUCCUCUUCCUUUUCUCCUGCGUGCCCCGCUUUUCCGGCUCUCCAGGUUUUUUUUUGUUUAGAAACUCUUUGGUGUGUUCGUCCCUUCCCCUUUCUUCCCUCAGCACGUUGCUCUUUUCAAUAUGGGUAAUACACAUUUUGUGUUCUCUCUCUCUCUCUAUAGGAAAUACGCCCCCAAACAACGUUUAGCGGCUGCGACGAUCCACAAGACACGACGAUAACACUGACAACAUUAGACCAGAGAUGUCAUCCACGGAUUUCUUUGUGGCCAUCUCUGGCGAGCCAGCGCGGGCGGCGCCGUUCGGUGCUGCAUGCCGUUUUAACAGCCCCGAUGAGCAGAGCGUCGUCAAGGACGUGCUGAAUCAGAGCGCGGAGCGAAUUCUGCUGCUGGCGUUCGUGGUGGACAAGUCCGUCGGCAAAGCGCUGUGCAGGGCAAUGUUCACGUAUUUUGCAGAGUGCAUUGAUCCCAGCAAGAACGUCUACGUCCAGUUCAACGUUUCCUUCGUCGAAGAGAAGACGAACAGCUUAAUCCAGUACCGCUGCGAGCGUCUGGGCGACAUCGACGCCGUCAUCGAAGCCGAGGGCGGAGCCCACGACUGCUCCUCCAUCUGCGCCACACGCGUCGUGCCGAAGGAGACGUCGUUUGUGUUUGUGGAGCAGCGACUCACGGUGAUGCUCUGCACGGCGUCCGAGUACAACUCCGACAAACUCAUGCACGUCACGGAGAACGCCGCUGCUAUGGUGGGGUGUCAGAUCGGGUCUGUUGGCUUCUACAUCCCGAGAGACGUGAUGUGCAGUCCGGUCAACCUCGAAGAACUGGCGAAGGAAGGGGAGCUGUUUAGGGAGCUGGUGUCGCGGCGCACCAUCGGCCACGAGGAGCGCGUGUCGAGUCGCGUACGCCUGCAGGACGUUCGUGCCUGGUCGCUCAUGAUCAACGAGAAGAACCACUUUAGUGCGGUGGAGCCGGGCCCCUACCUUGUGAGCCUCAACCCGCAGCUCGUCGUCGGCGAGAAGCUGGCCCAUUACGUUAUGGAGGAGCUCACCUACAUGGUGGGUGACAGUGGCAACGCUUCCCCAGUCGACUUCUGCGUGAUGCCGCCCGUCGCGGAUGGGGAUGCGCUGCACCGCAGUGUCUACUCCCCUCAUUGCCGAUUGCGUCGGGAGGGUUACGCCGUGUACAUAAAGCCGGAGUGUGGGAUGACGUACGUGAACGGUAAGCUGAUCGCCGAGGAGCAGCUGCUGCACCACAACGAUCGCAUUAUCUUAGGGAAGCAGCUCGCGUUUCGCUUUGUCAUCGUGGGCACCGAGGUGCCGAAGAAUCCAGACUCCCGCAUUCUCGACUGGGAACUGUGCUCCAAGGAGUUUCGCCGCGAAAGCGAACGGGUCAUCGAGAGCGGAAUUCGAUCAGCGUUGGAGACAAACAACAACGAACUGCGGGCACGCUGUGAGGAGUUGGAGGGGUUGCUGGAGAACGCGCGGGGAAACUCAUGGCUGAUGCUGACCAACCCGCCUCCCACCUACAAAGGGCAGUGUCUGUGGCCCUUCGAUCUGCGAAAGCGACACAGUGCAGUCACCAUCGGGCCCCAGGGCGAUGUCGCGCUUCCAUUUCUCACCGCCUCAGCCACGCUGAAGCACGCGAUGGACGGCCUCAUAUGCAAAUCCGGCAACGCGACCGUCGCGAUCAGCAACGGCGCCCGCUUCAACGUCGGUGCGUACACCUUUGCGAUGAGUAUAGAUGAACGCGUCGCGCCGGGCCGCACGCGUAAGGAGUCGACGCUGGACGGCGGCACGUCUGCCGAUGCGGUGCUGGAGCUGCAGUCGAGCUUCUUCUCGCUGCAAUGGGCCAUUGGCGCUCUUUUCGACUUCGUCUUUCCGGUCAAGGGCCGCAGGGUGAAGCGAGAAGGCGACAAGUACUACGCCUACCGAGCCCCGCUGUACGACACGCACCUGCUUGAGGCCCCCGCAGUGCACACGACCGACGUGGUGGCACUGAAUACGCAGCUCACGGAGGCGGUGCGGGUGAUGGGAGCCGGCUUGGCGAAGGAGAUGCGGGAGAUGACGGCGGGGUCGCCGCCGCCGUCGCCGUCGUCGUCGCCGUCGCCGUCCCCAUCGCCGCGCGGGGAUGCGAGCGCAAUGGCAAAGGCGGAAGACUUUCUUCGUAGUGUCGCCGCAGACACGGAGCUUACCACGGCGGUCAUGCGACAGGUGCACCACGAAAUUGGCUCAAUCUUGUACGAGAGGUGCAACGGGCAGCAACAGCAGCAGACGUCGCGGCAGACGCAGCUGAGUACCUCACCGAAGUUACCCAAAUCACCCAAGUCGGUGCGUGCAAGGCCAAAAGACCGCCUCCACGAGGCCUCGCCGCUGACACCGCCGUCGCCACCGAGCGCGGGCAACACUGAGGGGCGGCUUCUGCGGCUGAAAGGGACGUGCUUCAUGUCCUCCCCGAAGGUGCUGCAACGGGCCAGCAACACAGUGACUCUGCUGAGUGUCAGCACCAACGCCAAAGGGCUGUGGGAGCAACACGUGCAGCACGUUGGCACCAUUGGGAAGUCCUUCUCACAAACGAAGGGCGACGACGCCAACCUGCUCACCGAACUUCUCUUGCUGAUUGUAGAUGCUGUCCUCUCCACCGACUACUGCCUGCGCCACCGGCUUCUCAAGCCCCGCGAGGUGGAGAGCCUGGAGCCGAAGCUGGCCCUGUGGCAGAAGUGGGCCGACAAGUGCGUUGGCGCGAUGGAGGGCCAAACUCCGUUGUCGCGUUCCGCCUGGAAGCACGAGUCGGCUGUGCAGCGCAAGCCAACACCGCACAUCCACCGCAGUGCUGCGAAGCGAGGUGGCGACGCUCCGACGCCGACUCGCAACCCCGCCGAUCUCGAUCACACCAAUGGCUCCCGAAAGACGAGUCUCUCGCGCAUGGCGAACAGCUACACGUCGGUGCCGCCACGCCUGACGGGAGACCACAACACCAGCCGCUCCGCCCUCUCCGCCACCUACAGCGGCAAGACGUCGCAAAGCCUCACCUCCUUUGGGACACUGCGUAAAUUGAGCGUCUCAUCGGCCACCAAAGCGCAAUCCGCACGCGGACUGCACAACACCGCACGCCGCAGCUCAACGACGGCGACCCCGAACAGUACGAACAGCACAAAUAAUACAACGACGAAGCAACGUUCGCCGGCUACGGGGUCGUCUGGAGUGGUUGCCCCCGCCCUCUCUGCACGGCGAAAGGUGGAAGCCGCAACACGCAAAAAGAAGUAG